UACUCAAUCGUAUCCACAAACAAAUACCAUUUCAGAAAAAAAAUUCAUUGUGUUCCAUUUUCACUAACACGCUUCCAUUUUUGUUUUUCUAUACAGUUUCACUAAUUAAUUCACAAUAGGAGAAAUGAUAUGUGAUUGAUUCAUGAUGAUGUUUGGUGCUCUCUCCCGUUACUCUCCUCGUCAUGUAACAACCAUAUGUUUACGGGCUUUUUCAACGGAGACAUCUCUUGACAAAGAGGGAGUGACAAGCGAAGUCUUGAAGGAAUUUUGUGCCACCAUUGAAAAUGCUUCAACAACCAGUGCUAGAGUCUAUUAUGCAUAUAUUGAUAAGAUGUGCAAGGCGGGAAACCUUUCAGCCUUAAGUCAAAUGCUACAAAUUUUAAAUGACAAGAACAUUGUUGUUUCACCCAAUAUGUAUAAUCUCAUAUUAGUGGAAGCAAGUCAAAAGAAUGACAUUGUCCUUUCAUGUCAAAUGCUCAAGAAAUUAUUAUUGUCAGGUGAAUCCCCAAGUGCAACCUCAUGCGUUAAAUUUGCCCAGGCUUUCAGAGAAGUAAAUCAGUUUACGGAGCUUAUUAUAUUUCUUAAAGAAAUAGUAUCAGAAACAAGUUGUUCAAGUAUAUCAUCAUUCAUAAACAAGAUCAUUUUUGCUUUUGCCAAAAGUGGACAGAAGGAUAGUGCCUUGGCGAUAUUUGAGCAUCUUAGAGGACAGAACAAUAGUUGUCUCGACUUGAUCACAUAUAAUAUUGUUCUCGAUAUCUUGGGUCGUAAGGGUCGUGUGGAUGAAAUGCUUGACAUGUUUGUGUCCUUGAAAGAAACAGGUUUUGUUCCGGAUACUAUUUCAUACAAUACUCUAAUAAAUGGAUUGCGAAAGGUGGGAAGAUCAGAUAUGUGCUUUGAAUAUUUUAAGGAAAUGAAGGAGAAUAGAAAUGAACCGGAUUUGCUUACAUACACUGCUUUAAUUGAUAUUUCUGGCCGAGCAGGAAAUAUCGAAGAAUCAUUGAAAUUCUUCAUGGAGAUGAAACUGAAGGGGAUUCUUCCUUCCAUUCAAAUCUACAGAUCACUAAUCCAUAAUUUAAAUAAAACAGAGAACAUUGAGUUAGCAACAGAACUUUUAGAAGAGAUGAAUUCAUCAUCAACUUGUCUAGCUGGUCCAGGAGAUUUCAAGACAAAAAGAAGGCAAAGAAAGACUUAAAGGUCUGUGUAUUUAAUUUUAGCUGAUUGGGUUCUUAAGGUAUGGAAGUUUACAUUGCCAUGCACUAUUCUAUGCCUUGUCUUCGUUGGAAUGUAAUGUUGAUCCUCAUGAGUGACUGCCAUGGUCACGUUUGAACAUUGCAACUGGAGAGCAUAACAUCGAUAAUGACGAUAAGUUCAAUUUCGUCAUUACUUACUGUGGGUUAUGAGAAUGAUCCACUAAUUUGUUAAGGCAUGACUUGAAUUUUGUCAUCAAAUAGAGACUGUAUAGUUUGUCUAAUUUUUUUCAAUACAGAAUUUAUUGUGUUGAAAGGGCACAUAAUUGUAAUCUUGUUUUAAUUGGCUCAGUUAAUAUUCUACGUCGGAACUACCUAAUUUUCAAAUUUGCAUUGUCAGGGUUUUCUGAAA
Medicago truncatula (barrel medic) is the source of this 1599-nucleotide messenger RNA. Its product is annotated as pentatricopeptide repeat-containing protein At1g11900. The transcript is spliced from 2 exons. Bases 143 to 1192 code for a protein of 349 amino acids. Gene Ontology annotation, molecular function: protein binding. The record is from RefSeq and is a predicted model, not a curated record. Lineage: Eukaryota; Viridiplantae; Streptophyta; Magnoliopsida; Fabales; Fabaceae.